Delphinapterus leucas (beluga whale) is the source of this 1336-nucleotide messenger RNA. Its product is annotated as RP9 pre-mRNA splicing factor. The record is from RefSeq and is a predicted model, not a curated record. Gene Ontology annotation, biological process: RNA splicing. NCBI's taxonomy places the organism in Eukaryota, Metazoa, Chordata, Mammalia, Artiodactyla, Monodontidae.
AUCAACAACUUGAGGCCGCGGUGGCCUUCGGGCUGCACGGUGCAGGCGGCCGCAGAGCGGACACCCGGCUCGGCCCGGCGGGACGCGGAGCGGCAGCGGGAGGGGGCGCUGCGGGGCUAGGCGUGCGCAGCGCAGAGGAAGUACCGUCUUCGCCGCGCCGGCCGCCUCAGCCGCGCCGCACGGGGCCGCUUCAGCCGCGCCGCGCGGGGCCGCGAUGUCGUCCGGACACGGGCGCGACGACGCGGGGGCAGGGGGCGCGCGGCGGCCGCGGGAGCCUCCGGAGCAAGAGCUGCAGCGCCGCCGGGAGCAGAGGCGGCGGCGGCACGACGCGCAGCAGCUGCAGCAGCUCAAGCACCUGGAGUCCUUUUAUGAAAAACCUCCUCCUGGACUUAUCAAGGAAGAUGAGACUAAGCCAGAAGACUGUAUACCAGAUGUCCCAGGCAAUGAACAUGCCAGGGAAUUUCUGGCCCACGCACCAACCAAAGGACUUUGGAUGCCACUGGGGAAAGAAGUCAAAGUCAUGCAGUGUUGGCGUUGUAAACGGUAUGGUCACCGAACGGGCGACAAAGAAUGCCCUUUCUUUAUCAAAGGCAACCAAAAGUUAGAACAGUUCAGAGUAGCACAUGAAGAUCCCAUGUACGACAUCAUUCGAGAGAAUAAAAGACAUGAAAAGGAUGUAAGGAUACAACAGUUAAAACAGUUACUGGAGGAUUCAACAUCAGAUGAAGAUGGGAGCAGCUCCAGUUCCUCAGAAUGUAAAGAGAAACACAAGAAAAAGAAGAAGAAAGAGAAGCAUAAGAAAAAGAAGAAAGAAAAGAAAAAGAAGAAAAAACGAAAGCAUAAGUCUUCCAAGUCAAAUGAGAGUUCAGACUCAGAGUGACAAGAGCUUGACUUGUUCAACAUUCUCUUCUCAGAAAUCAAACAUCGUGGCCAAAGAGCAGAGGAAUGUGGAAUCAGAGAGGAAUAGGAGAGAGAGACACCAAGAGAGGAGGAGAUUUGGUAUCACAGGUGUGAAUUCUCACCUACCUUCCAGUAAAGAUGUGACCCCCAGAAGAGUGAGUUGUAUCUUGCCAGGUGCUAGCUCUGGACAGCGGCUGAUUUCAGGCUGGAAAGCUUUUCUCAUUGUUCUCCUCCCUGCUGAUCACUGUGGGUCCUGAUUCCUUAGAAAUGCCUCUGGCAGGGUGGCCAGACUAAGGGAAUCUCUGAGGAAGCUCUUCCAGGUGCUGCCACAGCUUCCACCCUCCAUGGUGGGGCUACUUAAUGCCCUUAGAUUUCAGGCUUGACUUUCCUCUGUUGUUGAGGAUAAUAAAAGCUCAUUAUUUAUUUUUUUAAUGUA